ACCAAGUGGAGUGCACACUGAUGUGCAAGAGAUGCUAUCUUCUAACAGUGUGACAACAGAAGCAGCUCAGGUUUCUAACAGUUCUUCAAUGCUGAUUAUUAACAAGCUGCAGAAGAUUUUCCCAAAUAUACUUUUGGACACUCAGACAAAAUAUAAGAAAGUGGAUAAUGAAAAAAAAGAAGAGGGUAAAAAGAAAAGGAUGUUGUUUCCUGAUUUGGAGCAAGAUAAAAAUACUGGUAAUAACAAAGACAGAUUAACAAGAACUAAUAUUACUAUAAGAUUCCAUUCCAAUGAUAAUUCAAGCCAAACUCAGAUUGAUAUUUACAAUUUAAAAAAUUCAAGAGCGAAUCCUGAGGUGCAUAUUGUCGCCAGCAAUAUUAUUGACCAACAAAAUAAAAUAAAUUCAGUAGUAGUACAAGAUGAUGUUUUGCAAGUGACAGUAAACAGUUCACUGGAUAAGAAAAUACAGAAUAAUACAAAAGUAAGAGAAAAAAGUCUUGCAAAAAUUGAGGCUGGAAAUAUGGAAAGAAACUCCACAGGUAGCAACAGGAAAAAACUUCUUAUAGCAGAUUUGACCACCAAUAGUAUGAAAAAAACAAGUAGUCAUUCAGCAUUUUCUGAAGAAACUUAUCCAACAGAGAGCAAACCAACAGAUCUGCCUGAGUCUGCUACUUAUCUAUUUCGUCAGUUGAACCGUAUUUUACAGACGCUGGAAGAUCACAUGGGUGUUCAAACAUAUAAUUUCCAAGGUGUAAAAGGAAACCAAUCUCAAGUGUCAGUGAGAAUGCUGAAGAAUGUAUUACAGGACUUACAGAAAGAAUAUAAAACACAGGUGCCUUUAACAGUUAGUGAGAGUAUGAACUCUUCAGUCAUGGAAAACAUUCUUCAAAAUUUAAAAAAACAUAAAGAGAAGUCAGAAUCCAGUGAAAAGGAAAACAAGACACAGGCACCUUUUGAGGGACAAAGUCGCAGUCUACAAGUCUCAGAUGAAAAUAUAGACGAAUUUAAAGUGACACUUGUGCCAGAGCCUACAAGUGUCACAACAAAGGCAAACAUGAAGGAUGCCAAACGAUUUGAAUUUUUUAAAGAGCAUGAAGGUAUUCACGACAAGAAGAAAGCAAAAGCUGCAGAUCUUAAAGGCCUUCUGAAGCACAUCAUCAUAGCCUGCGUAGCGGUCACUGGUUUGAUAUUGGCUGUAAUAGUGCUGAUGCACAUAUUUACUUCGAUAUUUGAGAAGAACAAACAGGAACCAGUAAUAACUAAUACUUACAACAUUUACAAAAGAGAAAACCCAACAAAAGAUGAAGCCAAAUCAAUCACAGAAAUAGACAGCAAAGAACUGAAAAAAGACAUUGCUGUAGUGAAAAAUCAGUCUGAACGUAGUAACCUGAAUCAAUUACCACUGCAUUUAUCAACAGACAAAUCUAAAGAAAAUGGUCAAGACUUAGAACCUUCAGAAAAACAACCAGACCAUAAUAGUUCCUCCGUUAACUCUCCAUCAGAAAGGAUUGAUGAAAGAAAUAUAAUUCUGUCAACAUCAACUGAACCUUUAAAGUUUAACCACUGUUCACAAAUGCCCCCUGACAAUUGUUCGUCUUCAGAAAUGAAAACAUGCGAGAACGACAGAACUAGACCUAGAACUUUAAAAACAAAUCAAUCUGGUUGUCACAAACCAAGACGACAUUGUACAGAACCAAAAGAAUAUGGUUAUAAAAGACUACGGGAUAAAGAUAUCACUCUUCAUAGAAAACAUUUAAACCAUCAAAGAUCAUCUAGGCAUGACAGACAUAGAUCAAAGUCUACAAAAUGUAAUACAAGUCAUUCAAACUGUUCACUUCUAGAUGGAUGUUGUCAUGACUCAAGUCCUAGUGAUGAUUCUUCAUCAGAUGUAUUCAUUUCUUCAGAUACAACUGCAAAAACACAUCUAUCAGAAAUAUCCCAACAUGAUGGUUCAAAGUGUACAUGUUCUCAGCACAGAAUGGGUUCUUGUAGCUCUGAUUCAUAUUCUGAUUAGAACAUUAGUAGCACUCAAAGGAGUAAACAUUAUCAUUCUACAUGAUCAGUGAUAUCCAGCAGCACGUAGUACCAAUCAUUUUACCACGUGUGAUCAUGGUAGUCCUGUGAGUCAUGGAGGUUGUUUUCUU
Messenger RNA from Chelonoidis abingdonii (Abingdon island giant tortoise), 2144 nucleotides. RefSeq lists its product as uncharacterized. The record is from RefSeq and is a predicted model, not a curated record. Lineage: Eukaryota; Metazoa; Chordata; Testudines; Testudinidae.